Messenger RNA from Vitis riparia (riverbank grape), 1841 nucleotides. Its product is annotated as iridoid oxidase-like. Bases 169 to 1704 code for a protein of 511 amino acids. Gene Ontology annotation, molecular function: iron ion binding; oxidoreductase activity, acting on paired donors, with incorporation or reduction of molecular oxygen; heme binding. The record is from RefSeq and is a predicted model, not a curated record. The transcript has 2 exons. Lineage: Eukaryota; Viridiplantae; Streptophyta; Magnoliopsida; Vitales; Vitaceae.
CCUCUUUCUUUAGUUUUGUUUUUUUCAUUAUGAUAUUUUCAAACUGUAAUUUCUAAAGCACUUGGUAGUGCAUUGUUAAAUACAAUAGGGUCACUCUUUUUUAUAUAAGGUGGUUGCGAUGAACAAAGAUGGAGAACAACAUAAACUGGAAAGGAAAUAGAGUAGAGCAUGAGUUCGCUUCUUUGGUGGAGUGCUUUCUUCUCUGCGGCGUUACUAGUCCUGCUGAGAUGGAUAAAGCCCAGAAAAGGUUCAACCAAAUUGCGACCUCCAGGGCCACAAGGGUGGCCAAUUCUUGGCAACAUAUUUGAUCUGGGAACCAUGCCUCACCAGACCCUGUACACGCUUCGAUCUCAGUAUGGGCCCGUUCUCUGGUUACAGCUUGGGGCCAUAAACACCGUGGUGAUACAAUCAGCCAAGGUGGCAGCUGAACUCUUCAAGAAUCAUGACCUUCCUUUCUCCGACCGCAAGGUCCCAUGUGCAUUAACUGCUUUGAACUACAAUCAAGGAUCAAUGGCUAUGAGCAACUACGGCACGUACUGGAGAACUCUCCGGAAGGUGUGCUCCGGUGAACUCCUAGUCAUCAAGCGGAUCAAUGAAAUGGCUCCCCUCCGACACAAGUGUGUUAACAGGAUGAUCCAAUGGAUUGAGGAUGAUGCUACAAUGGCGCGUGUACAGGGAGGAUCAGGUGAGGUGGAAGUUUCCCACCUUGUAUUUUGUGUGGCAUUCAACCUCAUCGCCAACCUCAUGCUGUCCCGUGAUUUCUUCGACAUGAAGCCCAAGGAAGGGAACGAGUUCUAUGAUGCCAUGAACAAAAUCAUGGAGUUGGCCGGGAAGCCUAACAUGGCGGACUUCUUCCCAUUUUUGAAAUGGCUGGACCCACAGGGGAUCAAGAGGAACAUGGUGAGAGAAUUGGGACGAGCCAUGGAUAUCAUUGCGGGAUUUGUGAAGGAGAGGGUUGAGGAGCGGCAGACAGGUACAGAGAAGGAGAAGAGGGAUUUCCUGGAUGUGUUGUUGGAGUACCGACGUGAUGGGAAAGAAGGAUCUGAGAAAUUAUCAGAGAGGAAUAUGAAUAUAAUCAUACUGGAAAUGUUCUUCGGAGGGACAGAAACUACAAGCAGUACAAUCGAAUGGGCAAUGACAGAGCUACUCCGCAAACCCAAGUCAAUGAGAAAGGUUAAAGAGGAGCUUGAUCGAGUUGUUGGACCAGAUAGGAAGGUUGAAGAGAGCGACAUCGAUGAACUGCCAUAUUUGCAAGCUGUGGUGAAGGAAACUCUACGCUUGCAUCCCGCGCUUCCUUUACUGAUUCCACGAAAUGCAUUGCAAGACACUAACUUCAUGGGCUAUUUCAUACCCCAAAAUACCCAAGUUUUUGUAAAUGCCUGGUCGAUUGGAAGGGACCCGGAAGCCUGGCACAAGCCCCUCUCUUUCAAGCCGCGGAGGUUUUUAGGCUCUGAUAUAGACUACAAGGGGCAGAAUUUUGAGUUGAUUCCAUUUGGAUCAGGGAGACGGAUGUGCAUAGGUAUGCCAUUCGCUCACAAAGUAGUGCCCUUUGUUCUGGCCUCACUGCUUCACUGUUUUGAUUGGGAGCUUGGCAGUAAUUUAACACCAGAAACAAUUGACAUGAAUGAGAGGGUGGGCCUAACACUGAGAAAGCUAGUACCUCUGAAAGCAAUACCCAGAAAGCGUAUUGUUAGGGAUCGAUGAUCAUGAAAGGAGAUGAUGAAAAAGUCCAAGUUCAGAUUGUAUAAGGGUGAUCUAUCAUUGAUCAAAUCAGCAUAAGGGACUAUGUUUUUUAUAUCAAGUAAUUUCGACUCCUUUAGAUUAAUAUAUAUAUAUGUAUU